Molecule: messenger RNA, 3193 nt
Organism: Effrenium voratum
Lineage: Eukaryota; Dinophyceae; Suessiales; Symbiodiniaceae
Source: the annotation of a GenBank genome assembly
UCCGAGCGCCGAUCUGGCCGAUUAGAUUUCCGGCGCCGCUUGUUGUUCUGCCGCCAUGCCGUUCGCAGAAGAGGGGAAGAAGGUAAGCAUGCAGCGGACGUACUCAGAUCCGGACCUCCCGCAGCUUCUGCCGCUGCCUGCGAGACCCUCAAGUUCCUAUGAGCCGAGGCCCAAGGUGAAGGAGGCGGCGCAGUUCACGGAUGACGUCAUGCAAGCCAUGGCCGAGAAGCUGGGCGUCAACGUCAUGACCCAGCCGGAGUUCAACUGGGUCAUCCGCGACUGUCUCCUCUCCCUGCGGGACGAGGGCUGGACCUGCCAGGUCCGGAAUGGCGACUUAGAGUACUGCUAUAAGUACAAGGAUGAGACUCGCCCGUACCACCCCAUCUCAGAGGCUCACCGCAAGCUGGCGGAACGCCUGAUGGCCUCGCAGAAAGAGCUGCAGAUGGCUCAUUUGGACCCGCACUAUCGCGUGCGGCACCACGUGUACCGCGCCAUCAUGGGCGAGAAGGAUGUCCGACGGGUGAGCAACCCCAAGCUCAUUGAGGAGAUCUUGAAGGACUUGGAUGUGAGCCCUUCUGACGAGCCCUACUUGAUCCGCAGGAUCAAGACAUCCGUAGAGGACGCCUACUUCAGGUACAAGCGCACCGGCAAGUUUCAGACGACCAUAGAGAAUUGCAUCGAUGUGGAGUCGCUGGUUGUGAACCUGGAGUUGGAUCGGGUGGGCUUUAUGAAGAAGAUCUCACCCUCAGGCCUGCUGUACUGCGUGGAGUGUCAGACAGCUUUGGGCGAUGUGAUCUCCGCUGGCUGCCAUGAUGUGCUUUGCAACCAGUGCGCGGUGGAGACGCACAGCACUGGCAAUCGCCAGGAUGCACCCUUGGUGUUCAUUGAGCAGGCGGUGUGUGCAGAAUGCACCACCAAGGCUGCGCUGGUUCGCUGCCAAGACUGCGUGGAGCUCUUUUGCUAUGACUGCUUCAAGCUCACGCACGCAGCAGGGAAGCGCAAGAGACAUUGCGUGGGCCUCCCACAGCGAACCUUCUGCUUUGAGUGUGACAUGCGGGAGGCCUUGGGGCACUCAGAUGUCCGCGGGGCGGAGAAGAUCCUUCAUGCCCUCGCGACGCUGUUGGCUUCCAGGGAUGCUUCCUACAUCGCGCAGAUACGGCAACGUGCUGCCAGCGGCAAUCUGCAGGUGAAAGGCUGCAAAAUCGAUGAGGGCGUGGUGUGUGAAGCCCUCAGCAGCUUGGACAAGACCCCGCCGGGCAACGCGGGCUUGCGCUGGACCCCCACGGCAUCGCCAGCAUCGCUCGCCAGCAAGGUGUUGUCGGAGUGUGAGGAGGCAGAGCCUUUUUCAGAGCGGGUCAGAGUAGUGGGCAACACCAAGCUGGCGGUGCUGGUGAAGCCUGAUGUGACCAGCACCGCCACAGGGGAGUACCUUCCUCCGGAGCAGUGGGCAGAGACCAUCGGCCGGGUGGUGAACCGCAAGGACGGCCGGGUCUACGUGCGGCUUCGCGCCUUCACGGGCUGGGUCUCGAGCCGAUCCCGCAAGGAGUACGCAAAGGUGGUGCUCGAGGCGGAGAAGAGCUCCUUGGAGCCGCCCAAUGUCCAGGUCAUUGCGCGGAGUCGGGCAGCACGGCUGCUGCCGCAGAUGACCCAGGAGGGCAAGGUCACCGGUUCUGGGGAGGCCCGGCGCUUUCGGACCACCCUGGUAGCGCAGAUUUUGCCGCAUCCAGAUUACACAGGUGCAGUGGUGGGUGGCAAGUUGAACGCCAAGGAGGAGUUCCUCGCCGACGGCGCGUUUCUGCGACCGGUGGACGGGCGGGCCUACCUUCACCUGAAGGACGGGCGCGGCUGGAUUUGCGAGCGCGCCAAGAUGGACUUCUCGAAGCUCGCCGUCACGCCUUGUGGUGCAGCAGAUGACCUCAUCGAUGACGAGAUGGAGGAGUCCGGUAUUCAGCAGCCGGUGCGCACCCGCGCUGGCGUCAAGAAGGUCUUCGUGGUGGAGCGGGAGGUGGAACCCAGGGUGGGGAAGGAUGCGGCCCAGCCAGGGGCGGAGAAUGCAGUUCCGGACCUGCCCAUGAUCUUCCGCUCAGAUCAGGAGAUCUGGCCGGAGGACCUGGGGCCUCCGAGGCCCAUCGCGAAGCUGCUGCGCGCGAAGCUCCGGCGAUUGUACGUGAGCCACGGCGCCCGCGCAACGGAGUGCGAAGAGGACCUGAAGGAAGUUUCGGCGAGAGCAUCCAGCUACGGCAGAGCCUGUCCUGCUCAGAAGGAACUUUUACAGUAUGCAGAGGCCUUGCGGAAGGAAUCGCAGAAAGCCAAGAAAGAGUGGUCCGCAGCUGUCAAGGAGCUUCUGAAGGAGAACCCAGCAGGUGAGGCAGCCAAGGAGACCACACCUGUCGCCAAGAUCGCCGGGCGCCGUGAUGCCGGUGCAAGUCCGGGGAGGGCGCUGGUUCUGCGCCUCCCUUCGGGAAGAGGAAGGCCGACAGAGCGGGCCUCUCCGCAUUUCUCAGGAAGAAGCCUCAGAGGACUUGAAGCGCAUGCUACAGGUCAAAGAGGAGAACAAGAAGAGGAAGCCGGCAGAGGAGGAAACAGCAGCUCCUGCGAAGAGGGCUCGGGCAAAGGCGGAAGCAAAGUAGCUGGCAUCCGGUCCGGUGGAUCCACAAGCGGAUUCAAGUACAGUGCCGCAAGGCUGGAAGUUGGCCAGCUUUGCUGCGAGCGUCGCUGCCUGUUUGCCUCGUACAUUUGCACGGAGUGCGAGGAUGCCCUGUGCUCUCGAUGCUCCGCACAGAUCCACCGGGUGGGCGCGCGGCAAAACCACAGCCUCUUCGGACUGCGCAAGGCGGCAUACAGCAAGCGAUUGUUUGCCGACAACCUGGACCGUCUGAUGGGCAUUUUGCAGCGGAACAUCGAGCGCGCAUACGACUUGAGCCCGUGGUUCAUCUUCUACGACCAAGCGCUGGCGCCCUCCUGGUACAACUUCACCUCUUACCAGAUGGUUCGGGCGGAUCCCAACAACUUGGUGAACCCGCCCAUCGAGGAGCAAGAAGGCAUCCCCAAGAAGGCGGAUGACCAAGUGUUGCGGGGUCUGCCAGGUGCCACAAUCCUCAAGGACACUCACGUGGCGCAGCUUACAGCACAAGGUGCUUGCUUCGACGUGCCGCCGCCGGUGCAUGUCAAGUUUGCAGCGACCGCGCGGUAG